Vicugna pacos (alpaca) is the source of this 6501-nucleotide messenger RNA. Lineage: Eukaryota; Metazoa; Chordata; Mammalia; Artiodactyla; Camelidae. The record is from RefSeq and is a predicted model, not a curated record.
AAAAAACGUUUGGUCCACAAAACUUUUAAAACAUAUGUUCCACAGAAGCGGACCCCUGGGUCAACUUUAAAGUCUCAGACACAAGACGCCCUUUUCCAUGCAGCCCACCGCGCCUAAUUCCUUACCGCCUCAGCCGGGACUGUCUGCGCCUCCGUCCCCUACCGAGCUGCCGGCGUCUCUCGGCCGCCGUAGGCCCUUGAUGACGUCACGCGGCGGCGUGGCCGGUUUCCCUGGUGACGGUUGCCGGGGCAGCGCAAGACGCGGUCCGGAAUUGGUGACAGAACUGCAGCAGCCCAUAAAAGGAGCAGAGGGGUGACCACUUUAAGUGCGCAGGAAAGUGCGGAAGGGCCCGGGCGGGAAUCGAGGGAGCCGGCCGCCGCCCGAGAGCCUGGCCGGAGCCGCAGCGCACACGCUCCCCCACCGAGCGCGCGGCUGGCCGCUCACUGCGUGCAGGGCGCAGAGCGACGGCUCUUCUACGUUCGUUCUGUAAAUCCUCACCCGCGGCUUCCUCCCCUCGCCCAGCAGACACUCAUUUUCCGCGCGAUACAGAGGUUAGGCGCAGACGGGCAAGAUGGCAGAGGAUGAAGGCUCUCAGGACACCUUGCGGCUCCAGUUCAGGGCCAUGCAGGAGAUGCAACACAGACGGUUACAGAAGCAGAUGGAGAAACGGAGGGAAAAAGAACUGAGCCUCCAAAGCAAAGUCGAUGACCAAAAAGAGCCCCUAGAGAUCUCCGAUGGCCUCAGCGUCCUCCAAGCCGGGGAGCAGAACUCGAAAACCAGCUUUGAGCAGAGGGUGCUUGAGGACGAGAUCCAACAGCUUCGGGGUCAACUCAGGGAAACAGUGGAUGAGAACGGGCGAUUGUAUAAGCUGCUGAAGGAGAGGGACUUUGAAAUCAAACACCUCAAAAAGAAAAUAGAAGAGGACAGAUUCGCCUUCACAGGAACAGCCGGUAUGGCUGGGGACGUGAUUGCCACCAAAAUCGUUGAGCUCUCCAAAAAGAACCGUGUGCUGAUGGCAGAGUCUGAGGGUGCGAAGACCAGAGCAAGGCAGCUAAGCAACCGCAUCCAGGAGCUGGAGCAGGAGCUGCAGACAGCCCUGGCCAAGCUGCCAGCCAAGGGGGCCGCCAACGCAGGAGCCAAGCUGUCAAGGACCCAGAUGGGAGACAGAGCCUUGCCGGAGAGCCCAGAGUUAAAGGUCUUGCAGGACAGGCUGGCGGCCACAAACCUGAAGAUGAGUGACCUUCGCAACCAGAUCCAGGCUGUGAAGCAGGAGCUCCGGAUGGCCCAGAAGGUUUUGACCAGCGAGGUUGGGGAAGAUGUGAACAUCCAGCAGCUCCUGUCCUCUCCUGGGACCUGGAGGGGUCGGGCUCAACAAAUUCUCGUCUUGCAGAGCAAGAUCCGCAACCUGGAGAGGGAAAAACAGGAAGGCUGGGAGAAACUUGCAGCGGAGCGCGACGUCCUCCAGAGAGAGCUCGAAGAGCUGAAAAAGAAGUUUGAAGGCAUGCGGUCCCGGAACAGGGUGCUGUCGAGCGAAGUGAAGACCCUCAGGAGUCAGAUGGGGACCCUCGUGGAGAAGGGCCGGCACGACGACGAGCUCAUCGACGCCCUCGUGGACCAGCUGAAACAGCUACAGGAGAUUCUGGGCAGCCUGAGCCUGCAGGAGGAGAAGACACGCGUGUCCCAGCACCACCUGGACCAGCAGCUCAACAACGAGGCUCAGCGGAGCAGCAGCCUGGUGGCCCAGCUGCAGGCCAUGGUGGCUGAGCGGGAGGCCAAGGUGCAGCAGCUGGAGCUGGAGAUUGGGCAACUCAGUGUGCAGUAUCUUGGGAAUAAAGGAGUAGGUGAGGGGUCUGGUGGGCCUGAGGUCAACUCCGCCUACACCAAGUUGCCCGAGGACCCGAGCCUGACCAAGACCCCGGCCACAGCAGGCGAUCACACUGGCAGGAUUGGAUCUUCUCGCUCCGUGACCAGCCUGGGCCACACGCUGGUGGAAUCUGCCCUCACGUGGCCUUCCGUGCCCAGCCCUCACGGGGCCUCACCCAGGUUCUCGGACUCUCCAGAACAGAAAGGCUGGAAGACACAGGUGACAGAGUUCAAGGCCCUCUGGCAGGCCGCUGAGGUGGAGCGUGACCGGCUCACCGAGUUUGUCACCGUCCUGCAGAAACGGGUGGAGGAGAGCAACCGCAAGCUGCUGGCGUCGGAGAGGAAGCUGCAGGAGGAGCGGCACCGCACCGUGGUGCUGGAGCAACACCUAGAGAAGAUGUGCCUGGAGCCCGGGAGGACGUCGGCCUCUCAGAGAGCAGCCCCCAGGAGCAAAACAGGUCUGCCUGCCUCUAACAUCAGGCACAACCCGAAUGAGAGUGAGAGGAAGGACCCAUUCUCCGCCCCGUUCUCCAGUGUGCCCGUGGAAUCCCAGAUGGAAGAGGUGACCACCAGGCUGGCCAUCCAGGUGGAGGAGAAUGAGAUGCUGAAGGCUGCCCUGGGCAGUGCCCUGCGGGGAAAGGAGGAGGACUUCCGUAUGUACCAUGAGACCCUGGGCCAAGUGAAAGGGAUCUUCCUGCAGGCCCUGCGGCAGCAGAAGGCAGACAAACACUAGGAUGGCAGCUCAGCGUCAGCCUGGCUGGAUGGCGCAGCCUCAGGCCUUGAGAGGACGAGGCUUUGUCUGAAGACUCCAUCUGUUCCUGGAAGCCAACCUGGGGCAGCCAGCUGGGCCCCUUCUCCCAGAAGAGGCUCUGAAGAGCAACCAAAGCCAAACUUCCACGGCAGGAGGGCAAAGGAGAAGCCCUGAGCAGGCUUGGCCACUGCAGGGAAGGAGACUCCACAGCCUGUCAGCACCUGCGAGAGCGCCGGGAUGAGAAGCCAACUGUGAACAGACAGACGCAGUCCCAUGGGCAGGUGCUCAUUGCCCUUGUCCGAAGGCCUAGCAGGGGACCCUGCAUGCCCACAGGACUCCACCCUUGCUGGAGAGCCCAGAGGGCUCUGGGCUGGGAGCAUCCCCUAGGCCACCCAGCCCCACCCUCCCUUCCUUACCAGAGCAUCCUCACACCCCCUUCUCCCUCCAUGGCUCCAUCUGUGGCCAUCCCCACCUACCACAGCCUUGGGGGUACCACACUCCCAGCCACCUUUUGGCCCACCCCUCAGGGCUUUUCCUUAGAUGCAGAACCAGGGUCUUAUAAUAAUAACGAUGAUUUUCAUAAUCACUGCAGCUCCCAGUGAGUGGGCAUCUUCUGUGUAAACCUGACCCGAUCUAGGCCUUUAGUAACCUAGGGAGUUAUCACCCUGUUUUACAGAUGGAGAAACUGAGGCUCACAGAAAGACACUGAGCUAAUAUUUAACCCUGGUCUGCUUGACUCCGAAAGCCCGGGUCCUCCAGUUCAGUGGAUUACCCAGGGUGGGCGUGCCUACGCCAGUGCUGGGCAGCUCUGCCACAAGAGGUACCUCCUUCUGCUUCCAAGAGGCACCUCCUUCUGCUUCCAAGAGGCUGCGGUUGGUGGGUGCUGGUGGCAGAGGGCAGAGGUGGGGUCGGCCCGGAAUUUCGGGCAGGAGGAUUUUGAGGCAGAGGGUCCAGGCAAAGGCAUAGUAUACCUCCCUCACCACGGCACAGGGAUGAGCUGGGAGGGCUGCUGCAGGAGAGCCCCCAGGCCCUGCUGUGACUGCCUCAGUGUCACCACCUCUCGACUGCAGUCCCAGCCACGGGGAGGGGUGGCUCCAAAAAGGGUCACCCACAGCCACCUACCCCAACCCCAGUGCACACACAGGCACACACAAAAGACGCAGAUCCACACAAAUAGCUAGGCUCAGGAGCAUGCAGCCGUCUGUGUACAUGCAUAUGCGUACACACGGUGCUGAGUCCACACUCACAGGCCCCUCUACACAGGCGUGUGAGCACACGUGUGUGGGUGGGUGUAGACACACAUUCCCACUCAGGAAGACCUGUCACUUGUGCCUUGCACGUACUAUGAAAACACUCCCCUAGGGAAGCCACCUUCCUCAGGGAUGGGGCUGAGGAGGGACUCCACGCCAGCCCCCACUCAGGGAGCCUCCCACCCCGCAUGGGGUGAGAGGUCUAGAGACCUCCAGCUAGUGUUGUGAAGGCCAUCAGGAUGAAGCAGUAAUUCUGGAGGUGGGGGUCCUAAGGUUUCCUGGGACAGAGGGUUUUCUGACCCCACGUAAAGGGCAAUGGCCAGGCAGAGCCAGAGAGAGGGAGAGGGCCUGUGCCUGGAGGGGACUGUGUGACAGCAAGAAGUGAGCCAAACACAGAUCGCCAGGCCAAGGGGCCAGCACUUCUCCUGCAGGCACUGGCCCUCAGUGCAGCCCUGGGGAGGGGGAUACAGGCAUAGGACUGGCUGUCCUUCUCAGGGAUGAUCAGAGUGGCAGGGGUCACCUCAGGGAAGCACAGGGUGGUGUGACCAACACCCUGACCAUUCAAGGGUAGUUUUGCUGCCCUUCCUGGCUCAGGGCUGGGCUGAGAGAGGAAAGGGCUUUAGGUCCUGGGGUCUGAAUGGGUAAGGGUGCCCAGCACAGAUCUCUCUCUACUCACCAUCUUUGUGGCCUUGGGCAAGUUACUUAACCUUGUGAGCCUCCAUGUCCUCAUCUGUAAAAUGAGGGCAAUAAUAGAGACUUCCCUCAAGGGCCGUUAUAGGUGUCAGAGAAUGACUCAAAGACACUUAGCUGGUUAUUAGCUAACUGUUUACUUCUGUACAAGGGACAUGUAUCGAUAGAUUGAUUUCAUUCCACCAAAAUAAAAGCAAGGUUUAUAUAAGAGAGAUGGGGUGAGAAAACUGCAGUCAGGCAUAGUAAAUCUUGUUUGCACGUUUUUGGAUAAAAUGAUUAGCGGGCAUCUUGCAGAGGUCAGUCUGGGCAUCCAGUCCUUGCUUCAGCCAACUGUGGGUAUCAGUUGAACCAAUGGUUUCAAUUUACAGCCCGGAGAGCUCUGCUGUGGAGCUGUGUGCCAGGGGUCCCUCUCAUGUCUGCAGGCACCUGCCACCGGCACCCCAGCUUAAUUAGACCAGGUCUGCUCCAUUCCCCCAUCAGAAACCCGCUUCAGGACUCACUGAAUCAAAAGGUGCCAAGUGCUAGAGCAGCAGCCGGCACACAGUAAGUGCUCAAUAAAUGUUAGCCCUCACUAUUGCCUUUACUAGUUCAACAAAUAACCAUCCAGCAGCUCCUCUGCCCCAAGGCAGACAUGGUCCCUGAACUCCUGGAAGCCCAAGGCCAGCUGGGGAGAAAGAUUCCCAGGCCACCGUCCACUCAGCCAGCUGUCCAUCAGGCACUCAUUGAAUGCCAACUGCAUGCCAGCCUCUCCAGGCCUGUGAGGGGCCCGGAAGUGACUCUGACUUGGUGCUGCUUUCAGGGAGCUGCUGGUCCAGUCAAAGAGGUGUGGGAAAGAGAGGGCCAUGAUACAGUUUGUGUAAUCAGAGGGUGAUGGUCAGGGGAUGUAGAGACAGAAGGCAGCACCUCAGCCUCCUGCCUUCCCUGCUGCAGCUUCCAGGCUCAUUGCCCAGGUCUGGGUGGGGCGGGGGCUGUCCUUCCAACCUCCUUGCCAUGUGGGUUGGUAGACUGAAAGGGGCAGGCCUAGGGAGAGCCUUUAAGGGAAAGAGUGGUUGUCAAAGGGGCCAAGGACUGGGGCCCUGAAGGGUCUAACUCAGGUGGGCCAGGCAGGGAGUGGGGCGACCUGCUCGGUCCUGGUUAGUGCCUGUGGUCCCUCCUGAGCAGCACCACAUGUCCCCGGGGCCCUGAGGAUGACCUCCCCAGCCCUCAGGCAGGUGGGCAGCAGGUGGGCUGGACUUGUCUUUCACAGAUGAGAACACUGAGGCCCUGGACCAGGGCCACAAGGUGGUGGGAAUGGGAGACAGGUGCCUGGAGGGUGGAUGAGCAAGACACAAAGAGGCUGGUGUGGGGCGGCCUCACGUGAGGACUCUCCCUGUCCGUAUCCCAGGCAGCUGCAGCGGGCCUGAGCGCUCAGGUUCCAACACUGACAGGUGAGACCUGGUUAAGCCAUGGGUGUGGCUUGGCCGCUGUCCCUGUGGGUCCCCUGGGGCACCAUGGCUGAACUGGUUGAGGCUGUAGUCUGGCUCAAGCUGAUUCAAGCCUCAUACACACGCCAUUGCCCCUGGGCCCUCCCCUGCUCCCAGGAGCUCAGGCCAGGGCGGCCUGUCACGAGGGGACUGCUCUGGGCCCCCACAUCCAGCCAGAGCCAGCCUCUCCUCCCCACCUCCUCCCCUCGCAAGCCCCACAGGGAAAGCUCUGCCCACCCACCCCCUCUCCACGGGUGCUGCCUUGGCACAUUCCAUGUCUCCUCCAGUCCUUGAGCCUUACAUGCAGCCUCUAACAGCCUCUCUUUGUGAGCAAUUCAGUGAGCCAUGCCCUGAAAUCAGAGUGAGUCGCUGAAUCCCCGCAAGAACCCAGUGAAGUCAGGGCCGGCAGUGUGCCCAUUUACAGAUGAGUAUCUGAGGCUUGGAGAAGGGGAUGACCAGCGGGGCGGAGCUCAGGUCAAGUCAG